Lycium barbarum (goji berry) is the source of this 2343-nucleotide messenger RNA. RefSeq lists its product as uncharacterized. The transcript is spliced from 3 exons. Lineage: Eukaryota; Viridiplantae; Streptophyta; Magnoliopsida; Solanales; Solanaceae. The record is from RefSeq and is a predicted model, not a curated record. The coding region runs from base 1193 to 2317 and encodes 374 amino acids.
CUGAGCUAAGAAAGAAUAUCAACAAAAUAAUACACUGGGGAGGCAGUGGAUAAAGGAGUGAACUUCAUCAUUUGGUUUGGUCAGCCACAAUCUAAAAGGUAGUAGUGUCAGUUCAGUAGUGUUUCUCAUUCCACAUAUGCCACCAAAUAGAUUUGUCUAGAAAUAUAUGCUGAAAUCUCAAUUGUUUCUGGGUUCUGGUUUCGGAGAUCUGCAAUAUGAAUAGGCAGGGGCGGAGCCAGUAAGGGGCAAGGAGGUUCAUCCGGACCCCCUUCGACGAAUUAUUGCACUGUAUAUACAAGGUUAUUAUGUUAUGUAGUAGAUGUUGAACUCACUUUACUUCUUCGUGUGUUUACUUCUUUAUAUUUUUUAACCUCCUUACUAAAAAUCCUGGCUCCGCCACUACACAGAUGGGCCAAUAAAACCAAAUGUUCAAGAUAUAUCAUCAGUAGGUACUCCGUUAUUUGGCCGAUCUCAACAUAAAGAAGAUCUUAAAUGAAGACCCUUGUGCAAGAUUCUGCUAGCUGAGAUGGCAAAGUUUCUAGUUUGUUCAGUAACUGCCAAACAAAUUUGCAUGAAAAGGAUCCAUCAUUGGUGAUGCUCCAAAUAGGUUGAUCCCUUUGGUGCUUGCAUUAGAUAGAUUUAUCUGACAAUUACAUGAGGAAGAACAUUCUCUAAAUUCAAGCUGUCCUAUAUGUAAAAUCCAGGAUAACUUCUUGGGAAAUCUACAUGGUGUAGACAACAUUAGGCCUUAUUUAUAUCUAGUAGCUAUACUUUAAAUUAAUGACAUUUCAUAACUAAAAGGUGUAUAUCAAUUACCGUACAUAACUAAAACAUUUAAACACGGUUAAAAUUAAAAACCAACCGCAACAUAAGGCUUGUAUCCAUAUUUUUCCCAUGAUCAACCCAUUUUCUCUCUCAUUGUCUCUCAAUCUCUUCCGAUUUUUUCUCCAUUAUAUCUAUACACGAUCCUCCACUGAUUCCAUUACCUAAAUUCUUGCUGCGCAUUUCUAUGUAAGUUAUUUAGAAGUUUUUGUGUUUAUUUUUUUAAAUAUAUUCUUCCAAUUUUUUGAUUUUACGCCAUUGUUAAGGUUUUCGCCAUUGUUAGGGUUUCUACUGCAUUGUGCUUUGAUUUUUUGGUGUAAUGGCGGACAAAAGCACUCCAUGCUGAGUUACUAGAGGCUCUGUUGCUAGAAUGGAUGCUGAGAGUAGUAUUAAAAGGCGCCAUGACCCGGUAAGUAUGGAAACAAUGGGAGAUGAAGGUUCAAAAUCUACCAAACGAAAAGAUGUCGUUGAUUCAUCGAUAUCUGAAGCAUCCCUACUAAGUAUUGAAAAGCGGAGAAAAGUUAUCGAUGUUUCUUCAGUUAGCAAGGGAAAAAAUGUUGUUGAAGAUGUUCCUUCAAAAGCAGGGGAGAGUAGGUUUUUUCUGAAAGAUCCUCCUACUCAUUCGGUGCACAUGAGUUGUAACACCAAUGUUGAAGUAUUUAAAGAUCUCAAGGACAAACUAACUGAUAAGCAGCACAAAAUAUUUGGGGAAACUUGCUUUGGUGUAUUCACCCAAAUGCAACACUGUUAUGUUCAAGCACAAAUAUUGAGGUGCUGCAUGGUGAGAGAACUUAUUGAAAGUACUCCUGAUGCUUUUUUGAUUGAUAUAAAUGGUAAUGAAUUGCGGUUUUCUAUUAGAGAAUUUGCAAUAAUAACUGGUUUGAAGUGUGUUGGUGAUGAAGAUGCUUUUAAAGUUAACUGCAAGGGUAGAAACAGGAUUUUGGAGACAUAUUUUGGUGGUUCUAAGAAAAUUCCCUCAAAGGCAGAUUUGAUUGAAUGCUUCACAGAUAAAAAUUGGGGCCUCAAUGAUGCUGAUGCCGUUAAGAUUGUUGUCCUCUAUUUCAUUCAUACCUAUAUCUUGUCCAAUGAGAAGAAUGCAGUAAAAAUACCAAGGCUACACUUUGAUUUGGUAGAGUCUGGAAGAUACGUGGAUUACCCAUGGGGUAAGAAAGCAUUCAAUGAGUUGAUUAAAAGUAUGACUCACAAGAUGACUUUUGAGAAAAAAAUUUAUAGGCUCCAUGGAAUGCCACUUGCUAUGCAAGUUUGGCUUUAUGAGUGUUGUUCAUUCGUUGACGCCACUCUUGUAGUCAAGACGGGCAACAACAUUCCCAGAAUGCUGAAUUGGAUGACCAUUGAAAGUCAACCAAGCUUUAAGGAACUGAUGGACGGCAUGUUUAAAGAAGAUAACACCCCGGUAAAAUGUUGUACUCAACAUUGUUAUAUAAGUUUCCUUCAUGUAUUUAAAUUUUUAUUGUUUCUUUAUUUUAUAUUUUGACAAAUGUAUUAUAUUUUCUUGUUAUA